Molecule: messenger RNA, 339 nt
Organism: Ascochyta rabiei
Lineage: Eukaryota; Fungi; Ascomycota; Dothideomycetes; Pleosporales; Didymellaceae
Exons: 3
Coding region: 1-339 (112 amino acids)
Source: RefSeq, a predicted model, not a curated record
AUGUGCACUCUCCAGAAGUUCAAGCUAGUUUUCUUCGUCCCCCCAAGCGCUCUCUCAGCUUGCAAGACUGCCAUCUUUGCUGCAGGCGCCGGGCGCUUCCCAGGUACCGGCGGCUACACCGAAUGCUGCUUCACGUCCAAAGGCACAGGGCAGUUUAGACCGGGCGAAGCUGCCAACCCGCACCUGGGUAAGGCUGGAACUCUGGAGGAGGUCGAAGAGUAUCGAGUCGAGGCAGUCUGCUUGGGUAGAGACACUGUAGUGGAAGCAGUGGCAGCUUUGAGGAAAGCACAUCCGUACGAAGAGCCUGCAUAUGAGGUAUAUAAGAUGGAGGAUAUGUAA